Spizellomyces punctatus DAOM BR117 is the source of this 300-nucleotide messenger RNA. RefSeq lists its product as uncharacterized. The record is from RefSeq and is a predicted model, not a curated record. The transcript has a single exon. Lineage: Eukaryota; Fungi; Chytridiomycota; Chytridiomycetes; Spizellomycetales; Spizellomycetaceae. The coding region runs from base 1 to 300 and encodes 99 amino acids.
AUGACAUCGCUCCUCCCGCAAUUCGUUACUCCACGGAUUCGACUUCUCAUGGGCUGCGGUAGCCACAUCCGGCCUGGGCCAAAACUCCAUCCCAAAUUUCAUCCCUUUAUCUUUCUCAUCCUGAGGCGCGGGUUAAUGUUCAUAUCUGUCCAUCAUGUUGAAUUGCAAGUCUUUGGAGCUGGUCUCCGCUUCAUCGUAGACAUUCCUACUGCUGAUGGCGCUGACUCAUCUCGUCCCAAUCCGUCUUACUUUCCAACUGCUCCUGCCGAGCAAGCUGACAACGGAAUGGAGGAGAGUUAG